CAUGGCCACGUGAGCUUGUCCCUCAUCGCGCAUAUCCACAGGUGGUAUCUAACCGUUCUCAUACGCCGAGGUGAAGUUGUCUCCUGCGCGUCGGGGCCAGGUCGUUGUCAUUAACUGUGAAAAAGACAAGAAAAGGACUGUCUUUUUUAUACGUUUGGAUACAGAAAGCAGAAUCCUGUUUAUUUCUGGUUUUACUUAAAAAAAGUGCAGUGGGGCACACCGUCCUUGUCCCUUUUUUUUGCGCGCAUUGAUGUUCACCAGCACCGCUACGGACCCGCAGGUGUACACGCGCUAUUUGAUUGCCUUCACAUCUUUCAGGUUACCUUGAGCUUGGGAGUGGGCGGCGACCUCCGGUCACAUGAUGGCGCUGACAGUGAACCUGAUUGGUCCGUCUCCUUGGGGCUUCAGAAUAUAUGGAGGAAGGGACUUCAAGAAGGCGAUAACGGUAUCCAAGGUCAACCAGGGCAGCAAGGCGGAGCAGGCGUCCCUGCGGCCUGGUGACGUCAUCCUGGAGAUCAACGGGGAGAACACGUCCGACAUGCUGAACGUGGAGGCCCAGAACAAGAUCAAGAACUCCAAGACCCAGCUGCAGCUGGCGGUGGAGAGACCAGAACUGCCCAGCCCCGGACAGACCAAUGGCAUGACCACCCCAGAGCAACUCACUGGACGCUUCCAGGAGGCAGUGCUGGUGAGCAGAGAUGAGAACCAGAACUACAGAGAUUACUCCAUCUCCAGUCCAGCCUCCCUGUCCCCAGGGCCGUACUCCCCAGAGCCUCCAGCCAGCCCCGACGGCCAGAGGGACUCCCUCACCCCCGGCAACAACAAGAGCAUCCUGCUGCGUUCGUGGUCUCCAGAGGAGAAGCUCCCCAGCCACAGGUUUUCCAGACCCCUGUCACAGGAGUUCUCCUCUCCAGACUUCAGGAGCAACUCUGUGUCCAGCCGCACCCCCACCCCUCCUGGACGCUACUCCCCCCUCAGCCCUGUGGACCGGGACAUGUCCAUCUCUCCCAGACGCAGCAGCUCCAGCAGUGACUUUGCCAUGCAGAGGUUCGACCGUGACUCGGAGGUCUACAAGAUGAUCCAGGAGAACAAGGAGUCUCGCACGGCCCCCAGGCAAUCCAACACCUUCCGCAUGCUGCAGGAGGUCCUGGAGGCUGACGAGAAGGAGGCCGCUCAGCGAUUCCCCGGGAACCUCUCGGCCCCCAGCCCCCCCAAGCCCAGCCCAGCGGUGGGAGGAGGGAGCAAGUACCACACCUGUGAGAAGUGUGGCUCCAGCAUUGUCACGCAGGCGGUGCGCAUCAUCGACGACCGCUUCCGGCACCCGGAGUGCUACACCUGCACAGACUGCGGCCUCAACCUGAAGAUGCGCGGCCACUUCUGGGUGGGCGAGGAGAUGUUCUGUGAGAAGCACGCCCGCGAGAGGUACCAGGGCGUGGGUGCCCCGCCUCGCGCCACCGUGUCCCCCCACCACUGAGGACCCCCCCAACCUCCUCCCUCAACCCCCCCCCCCCCCCCCCCCGGCUGCCCCACCCUGGACCCUGAAGACCCCCUGACCUUCAGUUACAGACCCUGGGCCGGGGAUUGGUGUGGGCGUUGGUCGUGCACUAGAUGUGCCAUUUCCUAUUAGCAUUUACGAUAACUUCACUUUGCAGUUUUAUCAUACGGAUUUUUCUUUCCUGUCAUUGUACGUGGUUUGGAAGUGUGCUUUUCAAUGUCCUUAUCCCAGACCACGUAGUCCAUCUGGGUUGAUACUGUAGUUGGCUCGAAUGAUAAUACUGUACAUCGGCAUCAUUUAAACCCUACUACACAACAGGACUGGUUUCCUGGUUGUACGAGCAGCCGAGAUAAAAUCCCUUUAAACUCCUAUUGACUUCUCGAGACCCAAUGUAUAAGUAAAAAGAGACCUAAGAUUGAAAAUGACAUAAUUACGAAUGGUGUGUGUGUGCGCAAGAGUGUUUUUCUGUGGGUGUUUCUGUGUGUGUGUGUGUGUGUGUGUGUCUGAUGGUAUUUCAGUUUGAUCAUUCAUUUGAAGUGCCUGAUUUAUAUUUGAAUAACUGAUUGGUUUUUUUUGUUACUGUAGAGUAUUAGGCCUGAAGCCUUUAGGUUUCCUUCUUCCUCUUUUGUAAACACGACUACAGUAUUUAGGAGAAACAACUUCUUGCCAAUCUAUACUUUAAUUAUGCUUAAACUUUUGCUUGUUGGUUAAUGAGGGAAUAUUAAGACACAUGCUAUAUACAAAUUAUCUUUCUUUGUGAAUAUAUUUUUGAUGGAGAAAUACACCGUAUUAAAUUGUUUAUUUGCUUAUUACCGCACAUAUACACAAUGCUGCAUGACUUUUGUUUAGUUUGAAAAGGAUUCACUAGGCACCUAGACCAAAACAUGAUAAGAACUUUUCAUGGUGCACCUAGUCACACAGAAUGAAGGUUUAAAUGAAAUUCAAUAUGUUCUGCAUGGUGAAGGGAGAUUUUCCAGAGAGACACUUCAUGUACAGGUUGGUUUUGUCAUGCACAGUGAUGUUUAGGUAUAGGUGUGUACAUUUAUGCUGAUAUAGUUUGUUGUACAUUUACGUUAUUCACAAUAUACUGUAGCUUAGCCUACCGCCUGUAUUGUGAGAACUAAGUGAAGUCGACUACUCCUUGGUAGUACUCACUAGUAACACCCCAGGUGUGUGUACAUUACAUGACACCAAGUCUCCAUGAACGGCAAGUGCCCUAUUCUCACUAACUUAAAGGUGAAUCGAUAUGUUUGCAUGAUGCUUUGUUUAAAAAAAAUAAAUUGCAUCUUUGAUGCUUUCUAAAAAGCUA
Molecule: messenger RNA, 2804 nt
Organism: Osmerus eperlanus (European smelt)
Lineage: Eukaryota; Metazoa; Chordata; Actinopteri; Osmeriformes; Osmeridae
Gene: pdlim2
Product: PDZ and LIM domain 2 (mystique)
Exons: 10
Coding region: 359-1474 (371 amino acids)
Biological process (GO): heart development; muscle structure development; actin cytoskeleton organization
Cellular component (GO): filamentous actin; adherens junction; stress fiber
Molecular function (GO): actin binding; muscle alpha-actinin binding
Source: RefSeq, a predicted model, not a curated record